This is a messenger RNA of Condylura cristata (star-nosed mole), 5615 nucleotides long. It is a transcript of the gene DNMT3A, whose product is annotated as DNA (cytosine-5-)-methyltransferase 3 alpha. Lineage: Eukaryota; Metazoa; Chordata; Mammalia; Eulipotyphla; Talpidae. Gene Ontology annotation, molecular function: DNA (cytosine-5-)-methyltransferase activity. The record is from RefSeq and is a predicted model, not a curated record. Gene Ontology annotation, biological process: negative regulation of DNA-templated transcription. The transcript is spliced from 23 exons. The coding region runs from base 243 to 2999 and encodes 918 amino acids. Gene Ontology annotation, cellular component: cytoplasm; nucleus.
GGGGCCGCUGUCCCUGCGGCCAGUGCUGGAUGCGGGGACCCUGCGCCGAGGCCGUGCCAGGUGGAGCCACCAGAAGCCAAAAGUCACAGGCAGCCUGCGGCAGUUUCCCUGGAGGGCUCAGUACCAGGAUCUAUGUCUAAGUUUUAAUACUUACAAAGACCACGAUAAUUCCUUCCCCAAAGCCAAGCAGCCCCCCAGCCCCGCACAGCCCCAGCCUGCCUCCCACCACCCAGCUGCCCGCAAUGCCCUCCAGCGGCCCCGGGGACACCAGCAGCUCCGCUCCGGAGCGAGACGAGGACCGCAAGGAGGGAGAAGAGCAGGAGGAGGCCCGUGGCAAGGAGGAGCGGCAGGAGCCCAGCACAACUGCGCGAAAGGUGGGGCGACCCGGAAGGAAGCGCAAGCAUCCCCCGGUGGAAAGCAGUGACACGCCGAAGGACCCUGUGGUGACCUCCAAGUCCCCGUCCAUGGCCCAGGACUCAGGCCCUUCAGAGCUGUUACCCAACGGGGACUUGGAAAAGCGAAGUGAGCCCCAGCCAGAAGAGGGGAGCCCCGCUGGGGGGCAGAAGGGCGGGGCCCCUGCAGAGGGAGAGGGUGCAGCUGAGACCCCACCCGAAGCUUCCAGAGCAGUGGAGAAUGGCUGCUGCACCCCCAAGGAUGGCCGAGGAGCCCCUGCUGAAGAGGGCAAAGAGCAGAAGGAGACCAACAUCGAGUCCAUGAAAAUGGAGGGCUCCCGGGGCCGGCUGAGGGGUGGCCUCGGCUGGGAGUCCAGCCUCCGGCAGCGGCCCAUGCCGCGGCUCACCUUCCAGGCGGGGGACCCCUACUACAUCAGCAAGCGCAAGCGGGACGAAUGGCUGGCACGCUGGAAAAGGGAGGCUGAGAAGAAAGCCAAGGUGAUCGCAGUAAUGAAUGCUGUGGAAGAAAAUCAGGGAUCUGGCGAGUCGCAGAAGGUGGAGGAGGCCAGCCCUCCUGCCGUGCAGCAGCCCACGGACCCUGCCUCUCCCACUGUGGCCACCACGCCUGAGCCUGUGGGGGCCGACACCGGGGACAAGAACGCCACCAAAGCGGCUGAUGACGAGCCCGAGUACGAGGACGGCCGGGGCUUCGGCAUUGGCGAGCUGGUGUGGGGGAAACUGCGGGGCUUCUCCUGGUGGCCAGGCCGCAUUGUGUCUUGGUGGAUGACGGGCCGGAGCCGAGCAGCUGAAGGCACCCGCUGGGUCAUGUGGUUCGGAGACGGCAAGUUCUCAGUGGUGUGUGUGGAGAAGCUGAUGCCACUGAGCUCCUUCUGCAGCGCUUUCCACCAGGCCACCUACAACAAGCAGCCCAUGUACCGCAAAGCUAUCUAUGAAGUCUUGCAGGUGGCCAGCAGCCGUGCAGGGAAGCUCUUCCCAGCGUGCCAUGACAGCGACGAGAGCGACACUGCCAAGGCUGUGGAGGUGCAGAACAAACAGAUGAUUGAAUGGGCCCUGGGGGGGUUCCAGCCCUCUGGUCCCAAGGGCCUGGAGCCCCCAGAAGAGGAGAAGAACCCCUACAAAGAAGUUUACACAGACAUGUGGGUCGAACCUGAGGCAGCAGCCUAUGCACCACCCCCACCAGCCAAAAAACCCCGAAAGAGCACAACGGAGAAGCCCAAGGUCAAGGAGAUUAUCGAUGAGCGCACAAGAGAGCGGCUGGUGUACGAGGUGCGGCAGAAGUGCCGGAACAUCGAGGACAUUUGCAUCUCCUGUGGGAGCCUCAACGUCACCCUGGAACACCCUCUCUUCAUUGGAGGAAUGUGCCAAAACUGCAAGAACUGCUUCCUGGAGUGUGCAUAUCAGUACGAUGACGACGGCUACCAGUCCUACUGCACCAUCUGCUGUGGGGGGCGUGAGGUGCUCAUGUGUGGGAACAACAACUGCUGCAGGUGCUUUUGUGUGGAGUGUGUGGAUCUCCUGGUGGGGCCGGGGGCCGCCCAGGCCGCCAUUAAGGAGGACCCCUGGAACUGCUACAUGUGCGGGCACAAGGGCACCUACGGGCUGCUGCGGCGGCGGGACGACUGGCCCUCCCGGCUGCAGAUGUUCUUCGCCAAUAACCACGACCAGGAGUUUGACCCCCCGAAAGUGUACCCACCUGUCCCAGCUGAGAAGAGGAAGCCCAUCCGGGUGCUGUCUCUUUUUGAUGGGAUUGCUACAGGGCUCCUGGUGCUGAAGGACUUGGGCAUUCAGGUGGAUCGCUACAUCGCCUCGGAGGUGUGCGAGGACUCCAUCACAGUGGGCAUGGUGCGGCACCAAGGGAAGAUCAUGUACGUCGGGGACGUCCGCAGCGUCACACAGAAGCAUCCCAUCACAUUACCUUUAUCCUCCCAGAUCCAGGAGUGGGGCCCAUUCGAUCUGGUGAUUGGGGGCAGUCCCUGCAAUGAUCUCUCCAUCGUCAACCCUGCCCGCAAGGGACUCUACGAGGGCACUGGCCGGCUCUUCUUUGAGUUCUACCGCCUCCUGCAUGAUGCGCGGCCCAAGGAGGGAGAUGAUCGCCCCUUCUUCUGGCUCUUUGAGAAUGUGGUGGCCAUGGGCGUUAGUGACAAGAGGGACAUCUCGCGAUUUCUCGAGUCCAACCCUGUGAUGAUUGAUGCCAAAGAAGUGUCAGCUGCACACAGGGCCCGCUACUUCUGGGGGAACCUUCCCGGUAUGAACAGGCCAUUGGCAUCCACUGUGAAUGACAAGCUGGAGCUGCAGGAGUGUCUGGAGCAUGGCAGAAUAGCCAAGUUCAGCAAAGUGAGGACCAUCACUACUAGGUCGAACUCCAUAAAGCAGGGCAAAGACCAGCAUUUCCCCGUCUUCAUGAAUGAGAAAGAGGACAUCUUAUGGUGCACUGAAAUGGAAAGGGUGUUUGGCUUCCCUGUCCACUAUACCGACGUCUCCAACAUGAGCCGCUUGGCGAGGCAGAGACUGCUGGGCCGGUCCUGGAGCGUGCCGGUCAUCCGCCACCUCUUCGCUCCGCUGAAGGAAUAUUUUGCUUGUGUGUAAGGGACAUGAGGGCAAACUGAGGUAGUGAUACAAAGUUAAACAAACAAAAAACACAAAACACAACAAAAACACCAAGAACAUGAGGAUGGAGAGAAGUAUCAGCACCCAGAAGAGAAAAAGGAAUUUAAAACAAAAACCAGAGGUGGAAACACCGAGGGCUUUUUGCCUUGCGAAAGGGUUGGACAUCAUCUCCUGGUUUUUUCAAUGUUAAUCUCAGUCCUAUUUAAAAACAAAACCAACCUCCCUCCACGCCCCUCCCCCCCUUUUUUCUUUUUUGGUCAAACCUUUUGUUUUCUAUUCUUUUCAGAGGGGUUUUCUGUUUGUUUGGGUUUUUGUUUCUUGCUGUGGCUGAAAAGAGUUAAUUGCAGAAAAAAAAAAGUCAAUAAGAAAAAUUAGUAACAAUACCUUGCAGAGGAAGGAUGGGAGUGAGGGAGAAAAAAAAAUUCUAUAGAAAUCUAUAUAUUGGAUUUUUUUUUUUUUUAACUAUAUAUCUUUUGUUGUCUCUGGCCUGAUCAGAUAGGAGCACAAGCAGGGGACAGAAAAUUGCAGGACGCUUGGGCAGCGGGGCCCCCCCCAGCCCCAAGCCUCUUGCCAGCACCAUUCCUGGUUUGAAGAGCAGAACCCAUCUAGAGCAGGGAGACGAGAACACCACCAAGACCCUUUUCUACAGUAUUUCAGGUGCCUACCACACAGGAAACCUUGAAGAAAACCAGUUUCUAGAAGCCGCUGUUACCUCUUGUUUACAGUUUAUAUAUAUAUGAUAGAUACGAGAUAUAUAUAUAAAAGGUACUGUUAACUACUGUACAACCUGACUUCAAAAUGGUGCUUUAAAACAGCGAGAUGAGUAAAAACAUCAGCUUCCACGUUGCCUUAUGUGCAAAGGGUUUUAAUCAAGGAUGGAGAAAGGGAGACAGCUUGAGGAUAAGCCGGUAUCCUGGAGGCUCUUUUUCCCCUUGCUUUUUAAAAAAACAAGGUGAAGGAGAAGCACUUGGGGACAGCACUCUCCCGUUUCUCUCUGCCAAAAAAGGGGGGUACAAUGAGGUGGUGGGGACCGUGGAAAGCUGAGAGUGGAAUUUCAUCCAGGCUCACGCAAUAACCUUUUGAUUUUUUUCUAAAAGGAGACCCCUCUCGGCGAGAUGGCAGGAUUAGGGGUCUUCACUCCCCAUCUCUCACAUUUGCCGACGGGUGGGCUCCUUGUGUGGGAUCAGAAGUAAUCCAGCGUGUGGAAGUGACAGUUCAAACCCCACCUGGGCAAAUAAAAAAACAUACAAAAUGUACUGGUGCUUUCCUGUCUAAGUCGCCUUUUGUGUGUUCUUUUAUGAGGCCCCACCACCCCCCUCUGCGCACAAGGUGGCCGUGGCCCCUGGAAUGCGAUGUUUUUGGUCAUCUCCAAAGGCUGCAGUUUUAUACUGGGAGGCUGACGACACCUUACGUUAUCAUUAUUCUUAGGGUUCUGGUUAUAAUUACGUUUGUUUUCAGAUUUUUCUUUAGGAAAACAAAAACCCAACACCCCUCCCUUUAGGUUUCAAACCAAGGUGCGGGGAGCAGGGUGCUUCUAGUUGGUGGCCCUGGUGCCCUGGCUCCCCCCUCGGGCCAGGUGGGCCACCGGGCGCCGCGGCAGCGGGGCGGCCUUCCGGCGUCCUCUUCUCUUCUACUUCCCUCCUCUCGAGUCGCGUGUGUCAGGGCCGGGGGAGGGCCAGGGCGUCUCCCCUCGCGUGUGUGACUGGAGUGGUGUGUGUUUCUUUUCUAGUACUUGGUCUGAUGCUGGCUGUGCUCUGACGGAGUCAGCAGCACCUGGAGCCCCCUGCACGCCUUUGCUUCUCUUCCAGCCAAGCUGGCAGCCUGGCGUUGGCGAUGGGCAGGGACGGCAGAGGUGGCUCCAGGGUGAGGGCCCACUGGGCAGAUGCUUGCCUGAAUAGACGGGGUGUAGAUAUGUGGCAUAUAGAGAUAUAUAUUUUAUAAUGGGAGGGGUGGCACCUCCUGGGGCUGGCAGAGCUGGGAGGUGUGCUGUGGAGCACACGGUCUCGAGUUCGCAUCCCUAGAAAGAUGGGCCUAUGGCGAUAGGCGCUAUAUAAAUACAUAGAUAGGGUCGUGUAUAAGAAAUACUAUGUGGUGGGGAGCGGGGCAGGGUGGCUCAGAGUGCUGGGCCUCCGACCCCACUGCAGACAUAAGCCCCACACUAAUCAAUCCCACAUGCACACACAGGAACCUAUUUCUAUAUGGAUGCAUAACAUGCACUCAGACACACACACACACACACACACACACAGCCAGGGGGCUCCCGGUGCUGUUCUCCCCAGGAUUCAGGACUUUGUGGAGUCGGCCCUGCAGCUGUUUACCUCUGUUGCCCUGAUUGCAGGUAGACUGUCAAUCCCAGAAGUUGCUAGGUGCUGAAGGCAGGGAAAGGAGGAGGUUUUAUUUUAGCAGGUGCUCUCCUCUAGCAGGUAGCAUUCUAUCUCUUUUGCCCCUGGUGAUGUCAAGAUUCUUCUGUUAGCAACCUGUGACACUGACCUGCAACUCGAGGCACCAGUCAAGUCAGCCCUCAACUCCCCCUACCUAUUCUCCCCCAACCAAAAUAAAAUUGGCAUCCAAGUCUGUCUUGGCUAGGGGCUUUCA